UAAACAAACUUUCUGAGAAACACACACAUAAAAUACAAUACAAUAUGUAUUUCAAGGUUCUUGUCGUUCUUUCUUUGUUCACACCACUGCUUCUUCAAAGUCUCUUUCCCCUUUACUUAACAUUUAGUCACAUUCAGGAUUUUUUCAACUCUUACCCCACUCACCCUUUUAAAUCCUUCAUUCUUUGUAUAUAUGUGUGAGAAACCCUCCUACUUUUCUUCCAUGAUUACCAGGCUUCACAUAGUUGGAUGGUUGUAGCAGUGUCAUCACUUACCAGUUAUUAGGAGGUUUUGAGUUUCCAACUUUGAUAGUAUAUUGUCAGCUCCAAACAGAUUUGUGAACACAACAUGGCUGAGUUUGAUAACGAUGAGUUGCCAAUCCUGUCAGAUGCUAAUCCAAAACAAUCAAAUGAACCUGAUAGUUCUAAAUUCCGGAAUCUUGUACCUAGGACGCGAAGUGUAUCGAUUUCUAUUCCCAUGAUUCCUAUGGAACCAUAUGAAAGGGAUACUAAUUUCAAGGGACACACAGGUCCUCUAAGGAGUCAAAGAAAAGCUUCAUUUAAUCCAAUGAGUGGUCCAUUAUAUGUUACUCAUACACCUGGAAAUCUUUUCGGGCAGAGUUUGGUCGUGCCAACGAGCAAAGCAGUGGAAAGUAAGACCGAAAAGUUUCCUUUAUGCGGCAUGAAUGAACAUGGUUUGCAGAAUAACAAUGCUGGUAAAAAUGAACAUUUAUUAAGGUCUGGUCAAUUGGGAAUGUGUAAUGAUCCUUACUGUACUACUUGUCCAACUUACUUCAAGGCUACUCAACAAAGCGAUUUGAAAAGUUCGAGUCUGUUCAAUCCUAAGUUUCAGAAUGUUCUCUAUGGUGAUGCAAAGGAUUGGGCAAGAAGAAUGUUUGCUUUCUUGAUUCCACAUGUACCUAGAGUUAUAAAUCCACAUAAUAAACUUGUACAUCAAUGGAAUAAAUUUUUUGCAAUUUGUUGCUUGGUGGCAAUUUUUGUGGAUCCAUUAUUUUUCUUCUUGCUAUCUGUGGAUUAUGACCAUAAAUGUAUUGUUCUUAACUCAACAAUGACAACAGUGCUUGUUUUUCUUAGAAGUGUGAAUGAUUUCAUACAUUUCCUAAAUAUUAUUCUUCAGUUUAGGUUGGCUUAUGUGGCCCCUGAGUCUAGAGUGGUUGGUGCUGGAGAAUUAGUUGACCAUCCUAAGAAAAUAGCUCUUCACUAUCUUCAGACAUAUUUUCUUUUUGACUUGUUUGUUGUGCUUCCACUUCCUCAGAUAAUGAUAUUGUUUGUCAUUCCAAAACACUUGGGAACAUCAGGAGAAAAUUAUGCAAAGAAUCUUUUGCGCGCCGUCGUCCUUGCUCAAUACAUUCCAAGAUUGUGUAGAUUUCUCCCUAUGCUAAUUUAUCCAACUGGAUUCAUCUUCGAGUCGGCAUGGGCUAGUUUCUUUAUUAAUCUUUUUACCUUUAUGCUGUCUGGCCAUGUUGUUGGCUCAUGGUGGUACCUCUUUGGUUUGCAGAGGGUUAAUCAAUGUCUACGAAAUGCGUGCAAGCAUAUAUAUUUUGAUGAAUGCUCAAAACUCAUUGAUUGUGGUCAUGGAAGCACUCAGGAAUAUCAAAAGGGAUCAAAUUGGCCUGAUUGGAAGAAAAAUGACAAUGCAAGUGCUUGUUUCACAGAAGAUGGUUUUAAGUAUGGAAUCUAUCUUAAAGCAGUCAACCUUACUACAAAAUCUAAUGUUCUUACAAGAUAUGUAUAUUCAUCAUUUUGGGGAUUUCAGCAAAUUAGUACUCUGGCGGGAAAUUUGACACCAAGCUAUUUUAUUUGGGAAGUCCUUUUUACGAUGGGAAUCAUUGGAUUAGGACUCUUGCUUUUCGCUCUUCUCAUUGGAAACAUACAAAACUUUCUUCAGGCUCUUGGAAAAAGGAGGCUAGAAAUGUCACUUAGACAACGCGAUGUUGAGCAAUGGAUGAGCCAUAGGCGCUUAGCAGAUGAUCUGAGAAGGAGAGUGCGACAAGCUGAACGUUACAACUGGGCUGCAACGAGAGGAGUGAAUGAAGAAAUACUCAUGGAGAAUUUGCCAGAAGAUCUUCAGAGGGAUAUUAGACGACAUCUCUUUAGAUUUGUUAAGAAGGUUCGAAUAUUUUCCUUGAUGGAUGAUCCUAUUCUGGACGCCAUUUGCGAGAGACUAAGACAAAAAAUUUACAUCAAAGGAAGCAAAAUUUUGUAUGAUGGUGGCUUAGUAGAGAAGGUCGUUUUUAUCGUGCGUGGAAAAUUAGAGAGUAUUGGUGAAGAUGGAAUUCGAGUUCCUCUAUCUGAAGGCAAUGUUUGUGGUGAAGAACUUCUUACAUGGUGUCUUGAGCAUACUUCAGGAAACAAAGUUUGUGCUAAAACAAGAAUUCCAAGACAAAGGCUAGUUAGCAAUAGGACAGUAUUGUGCCUAACAAAUGUGGAGGCAUUUUCCCUUAGAGCAGCAGACCUUGAAGAAGUUACAAGCCUUUUUGCAAGAUUUCUGAGGAGUCCUGGUGUUCAAGGUGCCAUAAGGUAUGAAUCACCUUACUGGAGAUGUCUCGCCGCUACGCGAAUCCAGGUUGCGUGGAGAUACAGAAAGAAACGUCUUUGUCGCGCUGACACUUCACAAUCAAAUAAUCAAACAUAAAAGUUGUACAUUUAGCUACAUGUAUGUAAGCGAAAUGAUUCUUUGACAUCUAAAUUUUGAUGUCAAAUACGGUGUGUUUUGAUUUUUAUGUGUAUUUUUAAAUGUGUGUAAAUUAUAGAAGAUAAAAAUUAAUCGAGAGGUAGAGAUAAACAUAUACAGUGUCAGAUACAACGUUUGUAUUUUGAUGUUAGAACUCUGUAUGUAUUCAUGUAUGUAAUGUUACUAAUGAAAUAUUAUAUCUAACAUGUACUGAUUUGCAAGGCA
Molecule: messenger RNA, 2918 nt
Organism: Medicago truncatula (barrel medic)
Lineage: Eukaryota; Viridiplantae; Streptophyta; Magnoliopsida; Fabales; Fabaceae
Product: probable cyclic nucleotide-gated ion channel 20, chloroplastic
Exons: 13
Coding region: 348-2654 (768 amino acids)
Biological process (GO): monoatomic ion transport; transmembrane transport
Cellular component (GO): membrane
Molecular function (GO): monoatomic ion channel activity
Source: RefSeq, a predicted model, not a curated record